AUGACAGUUGCAAGACGAUAUGAAGACGAACAUACACACUCCCUAGACGAACAUGCACACUUACUAGACGAACAUGCACACUCCAUUGACGAACAUACACACUCCCUGGAAUACACCUCCCUUGACGAACAUACACACUCCCUAGACGAACAUACACAUUCCCUUGACGAACAUACACACUUCCUGGACGAACAUACACACUCCCUGGACGAACAUACACACUCCCUGGACGAACAUACACACUCCCUUGACGAACAUACACACUCCCUUGACGAACAUAUACACUCCCUGGACGAACAUACACACUCCCUGGACGAACAUACACACUCCCUAGACGAACAUACACACUCCCUGGACGAAUAUACACACUCCCUAGACGAACAUACACACUGCCUUGACGAACAUAAACACUUCCUGGACGAACAUACACACUCCCUAGACGAACAUACACACUCCCUAGACGAACAUGCACACUUACUAGACGAACAUGCACACUCCCUUGACGAACAUACACACUCCCUAGACGAACAUGCACACUUACUAGACGAACAUACACACUCCCUUGACGAACAUGCACACUCCCUUGACGAACAUGCAAACUCCCUUGACGAACAUACACACUCCCUGGACGAACAUACACACUCCCUGGACGAACAUACACACUCCCUAGACGAACAUACACACUCCCUUGACGAACAUACACACUCCCUUGACGAACAUACACACUCCCUAGACGAACAUACACACUCCCUUGACGAAAAUACACACUCCUCUGACGCACAUACACACUCCCUUGACGAACAUAUACACUCCUUGGACGAACAUAAACACUCCCUGGACGAACAUACACACUCCCUAGACGAACAUACACACUCCCUGGACAAACAUACACACUCCCUAGACGAACAUACACACUCCCUUGACGAACAUACACACUCCCAAGACGAACAUACACACACCCUGGAGGAACAUACACCCAUGGUUUAA
Molecule: messenger RNA, 987 nt
Organism: Eurytemora carolleeae
Lineage: Eukaryota; Metazoa; Arthropoda; Copepoda; Calanoida; Temoridae
Product: histidine-rich protein PFHRP-II-like
Exons: 2
Coding region: 1-987 (328 amino acids)
Source: RefSeq, a predicted model, not a curated record